Puccinia triticina is the source of this 1962-nucleotide messenger RNA. RefSeq lists its product as uncharacterized. Gene Ontology annotation, molecular function: protein serine/threonine kinase activity; ATP binding. NCBI's taxonomy places the organism in Eukaryota, Fungi, Basidiomycota, Pucciniomycetes, Pucciniales, Pucciniaceae. The transcript is spliced from 6 exons. Gene Ontology annotation, biological process: protein phosphorylation; intracellular signal transduction. The record is from RefSeq and is a predicted model, not a curated record. Bases 1 to 1962 code for a protein of 653 amino acids.
AUGAUCAACCUGCUCAGCCGCCCAGCACUGAACGACCCCCACUACCUGCCCUCGCCCUCCAGAGCAGCACUCUUCUUCAGCCAGCCAUCACCCGCCAUGCCCCACUUCUCCAGCAGCCCAACACCCUCCGAAGCCCCCUCCGAACCCAGCACAUCCACCCACCACCCAAGCAUCCUCCACUCCAGAUCAACCCCCCAUCUGCCCUGCCUCGCCCACGACAGCCCCCCGUUCCCCCUGCCCACCCCUCACACCAAACUCAGCGCAGCCAACAAGGCCCAGCAGCCACUCCCUGCCCUCCAAACACCCCCACAAUUCAUCUUCGAAAACCCCUCCCUGAUCCGCGCACGCAACCAGUCCGCCACCCGCCGCCCCUCAGACGCCCGCCUCACCCCCGAAGCACUCGCCAGCCUCGACAACAAGGCCCUCUCCACCCCGCACCACUCCCAGAACAACAACACCCCGCUCAGCGAGCUCCGCAGAUUCCUCAACAACACCUUCCUCAGCCCCCCCGCCUCCCUCAGGAACCAGGCCAGCUCCUACCCCGGCGGGCUGGCCACCUCCCCCCCACAGGCCACCCUCUCCGCCCGCCCGAGCGGCUUCUUCGCCGGGAGAGCCUCCUUCUCCAAGAAGCACAGCCUCUCCCCCUCUGCCCCCGCCCCCCUCGACAUCCCCGCCCUGCCCACCAGACCCUCAAACUCCAGCCUCAACACCCCCCAUCUGCACAAGAAGUAUGGCAAGUUCGGAAAGGUCCUGGGCUCUGGCGCCGGCGGAACGGUCCGGCUGAUCGGCGGCAACAGCUCCGAGUCCGGCGGGAUCAACUUCAAGCUCAAGUCGUCCGCCGCCAACAAUAGCAACAAACACGAACAGGUCUACGCCGUCAAACAGUUUCGGGCUCGUAAGAAGGAAGAAGGCGAAAAGGAGUAUCUCAAAAAAGUCACUGCCGAGUUUUGUAUCGGAAGCGCAUUACACCAUCCCAACAUCAUCCGCUCCGUCGAGAUCAUCUCCGAGCGAGGGAACUACUACCAAGUCAUGGAGUAUGCAGAGUACGACCUCUUCUCGAUCGUCAUGACCGGCAAGAUGAGCCGGAAAGAAACCUACUGCGUCUUCAAGCAGAUCGUCUCCGGGGUCCACUACCUCCACUCCAUCGGGAUCGCCCACCGGGACCUGAAGCUGGACAACUGCGUGAUGUCGCGCGAGCGGCGGGUGAAGAUCAUCGACUUCGGCGCCGCCACGAUCUUCAAGUACCCCGGUGCGAACAAGCCCACGACCGACGUGGUCGGCAGCGACCCCUACCUCGCCCCGGAGAUCCUGAUCCGGGACAGCCAGGGCAACCGGGCCUGCGACCCGCGGCUGGUCGACGUCUGGAGCGUCGGGAUCAUGUUUGUGUGCAUGAUCCUGCGCCGGUUCCCGUGGCGGAUUGCGGACUCGCGGGCGGACCUCUGUUUCCGGGAGUUUGUGCGCAAGACGCAUCCGCUGAAGAUCGCCAGCCCGCUGGUGGCGCCGCCGCACGGCGGGCCGAAGCCGGCGCCGAAGGGCUCCUCCGACGGCUCCUCGUCCGCCUCCUUCACCACCACCACCACCACCACCUCGUCGUCGUCCUUGUCAUCAUCGGCGGGCCUCAGCAUACAAGAAGCGUCGUCGUCGGAAGCGGCGGCCCGGGAGAGGCGGCCCAGUCGACGGCUGGCCGGUGGGCCGGCCCCGCUGGCCUGGGACCCCGUCGAGCUGGAGCGGGAGGACGCAGAGCUGUCGGAGCAGGACACGCUGUUCAGACUGCUGCCCAAGGAGUCCCGGCUGACGCUCUCGCGCAUGCUGCGCGUCUCCUUCAACCACUCUGCCCUCGGCUGGCUCAACUCCAUCCACACCUGCGUCGACCCCACUCCCUCCGACCAGCAGCACCAAGCCAGCCCCGGCUGCGACCACGACCACGUGCUCGUCAGCAGCAUCAACUCCAAGUCCUCAUGA